UUUUAGCGUAGGUUCUUAGCGGCGACUCUGGCCUGGUCUCAGCAGCAGUGCGAGGAGGUUGUGGCGUCUGCUUCUUCCAGGCUAUUUGAGGGGACCCCUGAAGUCCCUAUUCAGUUGCCUCCCGGUCCCCGCCUUGUGCUGCUCCAGCCAGGAUGAUCGAGGUUGUUUGCAACGACCGUCUGGGGAAGAAGGUGCGCGUUAAGUGCAAUACGGAUGACACCAUCGGGGACCUUAAGAAGCUGAUCGCAGCCCAAACUGGCACCCGUUGGAACAAGAUCGUACUGAAGAAGUGGUACACGAUUUUUAAGGACCACGUGUCUCUGGGGGACUAUGAAAUCCACGAUGGGAUGAACCUGGAGCUUUAUUACCAAUAGAGCAGAAUUCCUUCUUCCUGCCCUUCCCCCUCCUCCCACCCUCACUCCCCACACUAAUAUGGAUGCUUGUUUUUGGAAACUCAUGUUAAUAAAAACUUAGAGGUUG
Messenger RNA from Cervus elaphus (red deer), 480 nucleotides. RefSeq names its product ubiquitin like 5 (gene UBL5). Gene Ontology annotation, cellular component: nucleus; cytoplasm. Gene Ontology annotation, molecular function: protein binding; protein tag activity. Gene Ontology annotation, biological process: mRNA splicing, via spliceosome; protein modification process. Lineage: Eukaryota; Metazoa; Chordata; Mammalia; Artiodactyla; Cervidae. The transcript is spliced from 5 exons. The record is from RefSeq and is a predicted model, not a curated record. The coding region runs from base 153 to 374 and encodes 73 amino acids.